GCAGGGACGACCUGAAACUUCGAUGCGACCUGCGAGUUGAUAGACGUAGCUGCCUUUUCAAGAGAGCGACUAUAGCAGACUGGGAAGAUGGUAAUUCCCUAAAUUCGAGAAUGCUUUGAGCACAGCGACCGAAAGGCGGAUAGGACCGAUGGCCGUAAGAAGGCGGUGGUCGCCUGAGAGUAAACCGCUGCUAUACAAUGAAUAUACGAGGCAAAUAUCACGAUCGUAGCCUGUCUAAGCGCUGCUCAGAGUCAAGCUCCUCGGUCACUGCAACAGGCCUUUGGAUGCCCGAAGCUGCCAUCCCCACUUGGGAAGUCCUGCCGAGCCUAAAAAAACCAGCCCCCGCAAAAGUCAAAAGUCAAAGACGGAAAAAAAUUUCACUUAUCGACAACUUAUCUAUCUUGUCCACUCACGAGGAUCUCUUCCAUGACCAAUUGAUCAUUAACUUGGUCAUUAUCAUCCUGAUAACCAUCUUACCUUUCCGAAAUAAGCAUGCUGGCCUUGUGAGGGGAAGCCCGAGAAUCCUCAUGCCCUUGCAUCCUUAGACUUGUUCAUAUAUGAACCGUCCCCUCAGCACCUCAAACCAGUUAUAUGAAUUUGCAGAAAAUGGACAAUUGGGUGCACAA
Molecule: messenger RNA, 626 nt
Organism: Aspergillus neoniger CBS 115656
Lineage: Eukaryota; Fungi; Ascomycota; Eurotiomycetes; Eurotiales; Aspergillaceae
Exons: 1
Coding region: 198-545 (115 amino acids)
Source: RefSeq, a predicted model, not a curated record